AUGCCUCGAUUUCUCGUCGGUGAUGAACUGGGCAACAUAAAAUCGACAGCCCCUCGCAUUAGUAAAGCAUCUAAUGCUGAAAGAAAGCUAUCAGCUGCUCAUGCUAAUGGAGCGGUUUCAAUAUUUUCUUUGAAUGAAGAUGAUCAAAUCGAGUUACUUCAAGAGUGGAAGGAAACUCGAAUCAAGAGUGAUCAGUCUUUCAUCGGUCUUGCUGCUUCGGGCAGCUCUGUAUUCUCCUGUACUACCAACGGCGCCCUGCUGAUGUCGACUUUGAAAAACGAUAACUGUGGAGUCAGCCAUAAACUUGCGGCCUUACCGUCUCGACUAUGCGACUGGCGUCUCUCACAUGAUCGUCAAACAUUUGCGUACGGAGGCGACGAGGUAGAAGUAUCUCUCUGGGAUACAGAGCGUGCAUUUGCUCCUCCAUCCGAAAGUUCAGCAAAAGGUGCAAUAGUUAACAGCAAAAAGCGGAAACAAAGCGAUACCCUCUUUCCUGGGGAAGUUUGGCGCGCCAAGAACGUCCCAAAUGAUUUUCUUGGACUGCGGCAGCCCGUUCACAAUACAUGUUUAACGUACCUCUCGCCUUCAACGUCUGCAAGCCAACAGCAUCUUCUUGCAGGCACACGUCUCGGUGAUAUGCGUCGUUACGACACUCGUGCUGGGCGGAGACCUGUCGCUGUGUUUAAAGGAAUAGGGAAGAUUGGUGGCGUAAAAACAGUAGAGAAGGGAUCCUCAGAACAUGAGGCCUUCAUCUCAGACUACGGCUCAAAUGUGUACGCGGUUGACUUACGGAAUGGGAGUGUCUCAUAUGGGUACAAAGGCCUAUCGGGCACUGCCAUCUCACUGGCUGCAUCCCCAACCCACUUAGCUUCAGCAUCGAUAGAUCGAUAUGUACGCAUACACAGUGUCGUCCAACUUCCUGAUAAAGUUGGGCAGCACCUUGACAAGAAGGGCACGGUUUUGGAGCGCGUUUUUAUGACAACGAUACCGACGGUUGUUCUCUGGGACCAAGAGCAAGAUACUGUGCCCGUGGAUGAGGAUGAACAGGAAGGAGAUGAUGUAUGGGAAGGUAUGAAAAACGCUGCAGAGGACGAUGAAAAGGCUUGAGUGGGCUGCUUAUUUUUCACAGUCCCAUGUCUCAUUCAGGAGGUUAUUGCUGCAUAUUAAAUUCUGCAUUAUUAAGGCUU
Suillus subalutaceus is the source of this 1187-nucleotide messenger RNA. RefSeq lists its product as uncharacterized. Gene Ontology annotation, biological process: ribosomal large subunit biogenesis. The transcript has 5 exons. Gene Ontology annotation, cellular component: preribosome, large subunit precursor; nucleolus. Gene Ontology annotation, molecular function: protein binding. The record is from RefSeq and is a predicted model, not a curated record. Lineage: Eukaryota; Fungi; Basidiomycota; Agaricomycetes; Boletales; Suillaceae. The coding region runs from base 1 to 1107 and encodes 368 amino acids.